AUGUUAUUCCCUUUAAUUAUUAGUGCAUUAAUAAAAACAACUAUAAUAGAAGGAAUAUUUUCAACUUGCAUAGCUUGUAUUUUCAGGUAAUGAUUUUUUAAUAUAUAUUUAGCAUGAAGAUGUAUUCAUAUAUAAUAAGCAAUGAAAAACUAGACUUAAUUCAUUAUAAUGAAUAUCUAUGGAUACCAUGUCUUAUUUGUGAACCUAAUAAAAUAGUAUUCAAAAAACAUAGAAACUUUAUUUAAAUAUUCAAAUACAUCAUAAAUUCCACAUUAAUAAUAUUAUGGGACUUAUAUUAUAUUAAGUAUGAAAUAAGUCCUAACUAUAUACAUGAUGACUUAAUUAAAUUUAUCACAAAUUAUUCAUUUAGAUUAGGUAUUUUGAUUGUUGUUAAUCAUUAUUUAAUUUUUGAUUAUCUUUUGGGUUUAUUCAAAGAAAUCACAAAAGUUGAAAAUAUUAUUUUUUAUGAAGAUUGGUGGAAUGCUGAUGGUUUUGGAUAAUUAAAUAGAAGAUGGAAUAAAUAAGUUCAUGAAUUCCUUAAAAUAAAUAUCUAUUAAAGUUUGAGCAAAAAUGGAAACAAUAAAAAGGCUCUCAUUUUAACAUAUUUGGUUACAGCUUUACUUCAUGAAUAUUGCAUAAACGUUUCUCUUAAAACAUUAAGAUUUUACUUUUUAUUCUUUAGUUGCUUUUAAUUUAUUUUUAUUCCUUAUUAAAAAUACAUUCCAUUUCCUAGAUAUGUACUUUUUAUUUAAAUCUUAUUUGGAAAUAGCUUAAUGAUAUAUUUAUAUACAUAUUAUUGA
Molecule: messenger RNA, 800 nt
Organism: Paramecium pentaurelia
Lineage: Eukaryota; Ciliophora; Oligohymenophorea; Peniculida; Parameciidae
Source: the annotation of a GenBank genome assembly